Molecule: messenger RNA, 759 nt
Organism: Aphidius gifuensis
Lineage: Eukaryota; Metazoa; Arthropoda; Insecta; Hymenoptera; Braconidae
Gene: mRpS11
Product: 28S ribosomal protein S11, mitochondrial
Exons: 5
Coding region: 20-652 (210 amino acids)
Biological process (GO): ribosomal small subunit assembly; translation; maturation of SSU-rRNA from tricistronic rRNA transcript (SSU-rRNA, 5.8S rRNA, LSU-rRNA)
Cellular component (GO): mitochondrial small ribosomal subunit; ribosome
Molecular function (GO): mRNA 5'-UTR binding; structural constituent of ribosome; small ribosomal subunit rRNA binding
Source: RefSeq, a predicted model, not a curated record
AUAUAAAUAAAUAAAUAAGAUGCUAAAACAAGUGUUAACAUUAGCAAAACAUACAAUUGUCAAUAAUACAAUUAAACAAUCUUUAUCAUGUCAAUUACAACAACAAAAUUAUUUAGUAAAUGUUAGAAAAUUUUCUCUAACCUCUCUUCAUCUUAAAGAAGAUAAAAGAGCAUUAAUAAAAGCUCAGCCAAAAAAAGAUGAUGGAACUGAUGGAGAAAGAGUCAUUGAUAUUGACAGCAUCUUGACACAAGAUGGUAUUUUUCCUGAUGAGCAUACACCAAACAAGCUAUUCAAUGGUAUACCAUUCAAAGAUAUUCCAAUUAUCAAUAUUAAAUGCACUAAAAACAACACAUUAAUGUCUGUUAAUCUUGCAUCAGGUCUUGCAAAAGUAUUUAAUAGUUGUGGAUGUGAAGGAUAUAAACAUGCAAGAAAAGGAACAAAUAUUGCUGCACAAGCAACUGCAAUUAGUUUGAGUCACAAAGCAUUGGAUCAAGGAUUUAAAACUGUCAGAGUUCGUGUGAGAGGUAUUGGUCCUGGUCGUGCUGCUGCAUUGAAAGGACUUCAAAUGGGAGGCAUGGAUAUAAUAUCAGUUACAGAUAGUACUAGAGUUACAUGGACACCACUUCGACCAAGAAAAGCAAGAAGAGUUUAAAUAUUUGAUUAGAUGAUUUUAAACAAUGUAAAUAGGUGAUUCAAUGAACGAUAUGAAUUUAUUAUUAAAAAAAAAAAAAAAACAUUUAUUUCGUAUUAUGGAUUAUC